CCCUCUUUCUGUUCCGCUCUAGAGAUAUAAUCGCAGAGUUGACCCAGAAAGCGAUCUCCCGUAUCAGGGACCGGAGCAGAGAGAACCAGCAGCGCGCGUGCCUGGAAUACCACGAAAACGCAAGGACACUCUUCAGAACGGAAGAGCGCUAUUACACUGCAUCACUUCCAAACCAUGGCUGAUCACAUGAUGAUGCCCAUGAGUCAUGGGUUCCGCAUGGGCAUGAACAAUCACCCUCAGCAUAUGGGCCAGCCGGGCAUGCGUACCCUCCCGAACGGCCAGCUGAUGCACUACAACAGAGGGCCACAAGGUUCCUUGGAGGCGGCAAUGAGGCAGCGGGCCGGCAUGGGGCCAAUGAUGAACGGGCAGAUGGGGAACGGGCAUCAUAGUCAGAUGCAAACGGGUAAUAUGAUGUACGCAGGAGCGACCCAGCAGCCGGGGCCACAGCACCCUCAAGCUCAACAUCACAUGCAUCCACAGAGCCAACCACCUCAGCAGCAGCAUCAGCAGCAGUACAUGAGCGGAGGGGGUCUAAGCACAUCUCAGCAGCUGAUGGCCAGCAUGCACCUUCAGAAACUCAACACCCAGUACCACGGGCUUCCUCUCGGCCCCGGGAACGGACACCACAUGGGACCCGGUGGUCCGUACAGGAUGGCUCCAAACCAACUGGCAGGCAUGCAGAUGGGGAUGGGUGGCCCAACGUUGGGCCUCAAUGUCAUGGAUACAGACUUGAUUGACGAGGAAGUCCUCACAUCUCUUGUGCUGGAACUGGGCUUGGACAGGGUGCAAGAGCUACCUGAACUUUCACUGGGUCAGAACGAGUUUGACUUCUUCUCAGACUUUGUGUGCAAGCAGCAGCCCAACACUGUCAGCUGCUGAGCAGCCAAUUAGAGGUGGUUUCACUUCGUAUCUGUUCCAGUCAGUUGGUUGGUUGCUUGUAUAAAUUCUGAGGAUUUUUUGCAAGGGAAGCCAGUUUUACUGGUCUGAAGUGAGAGUGACUUUGUCUGUAAAGUUAUGCUAUAUAUACACACACACCGUAGUACACUCUGGCCUGACCUAUUUGUUGGCAAAUGAAAAGAAAGAAGGGAGGUUCUCUCUGAAUGAUCACUGCUCUUUUAAGAGCUGAACUCUGCGAUUGACCUUUUUGUAAGUGUGUUUUUGUAUCAGUCCCCUGGGGUGACGAUGUAGCUCAGUCGGACCAGGGUUGAAUGUGACUUCACUUCAUCAGCCCUGAUUAGAACAAUACAUAUAGCCUGCUUUGCCUCCCCUGGGGGCUUCACUGGCAUUUAGAAAUAUAUUUAUAAUAGUCACCAAAAACUGGACAUUUAUUGAGAUCAUAUGACAAUUCUGCUUUAUAUCAAACAAGCUCCCAGAGGCUUGUUAUGCGAAGAACAGUUUGAGUGAGUAUUUUUUGUGUAUUGAAGGCUGGUACUUCAACACAGACUCCCGAUUAUUUCUUCAUCGCUCUAAAGCUAAUGUUUAAGGUCCUAGGAUUGGUGACACGCUGGGGCUGGUUUUAUAUAUAUAUAUAUAUAUAUAUAUAUAUAUAUACAUAUAUAUAUAUAUAUAUAUACAUAUAUAUAUAUAUAUAUAUAUACAUAUAUAUGUGUCAUUUUGCACAGUGUCGUCUUACACUGUUCAGUUUCUCUCUGAAAUCUGUUGAAUUCAUCCAGACACUCACCAUUAGCAUAAGCAUCCCCUUUUAUUUUUUUAUUUUUAUCACAGUUGACGUAGUUUGAAUGCUCAUAAUGUUUCUAGUACUUCAACUGAAUUAAACCAAAUCAACUGGCUGGCACUUAAGUGUCAACCGUUCACUGUAGGCUGUCUCUUUAUGCUUCUAGAGAUAGCGAGAAACAGCUUGGAAAGCACUGGAAUGUCUUAUUAGCUUCUGUCGCUAACUGCUGAGCCUGCUCCCUGCUGGUUUGUCAAAGCUCCAGGACUGCCUUAAACAAGCAGCAUUACUUUCUCAACACCAACAACGAACGAUACAGAUACCAAUAGUUUUGCCGAAGUGGAAAAUACGGGGGCUUCGCUCGUAGUUUUAGGAAAAAGUGGAACUAGAAACGUUGCGCAUCAUAGUUCCACCGAGAGGUAGCGUCAUUUGCAUCUGACGUCCACUUCUCUAUCGGAAAUGUACGUAGUGCUCAUAUGUGGUCAGUAGAUGUUUUUAGAAUGUCACUAUACUGUGAAUAACUUGAGUUUGACAAUACAGUGCCACUGUGUAAUGUCCCUUAAACCACAUAUUGCUCAGUGAUAUCUUGUAGCAAGCCGCUAAGUAGAUAAGGACAGCGUUGUAUUCUAUGGCAAUACCUUGUUUUUUUUUGUUUUUUUUUGCCACCUGUUUAAAUGUACCCCCGAAUGUUCAGUCAUUGUUUCACCACGUGCAUUGUUGUCCUCAUUACAGGUUUUCAUACCCUCAUGGUAGCACUAUACCAUGUCUCUCAGUAUAUAAGCUUACAUUGCAGGUUCACCACUGAUUUUAUGCACAAACACACACACACACACACACACACUCUUCUUCUUAAUUGAGGUCAGUGGACCCAGUCCCUCAAGUGGCCUCAUAAUUACAAAAUGGAAAUAAUGAAUUAAUUUCUACAUUAUUGCUUUGUUAGUAAGUUGUAUCCGAAGAAUGCAGUUCCUUCCCCCGGCCCUUCCCUGUGGUGAGGUUAUGGUAUUUGCUUAUCUCAGCUGGGCUUUGUAUAGGAAUAGCAAAGCUGUUUAAUGUCGAAAGUAGUUCUGUUUCUCUAAAACUGUGCUCCACUCCCUUCUUAACCCACCCAGCUCAUGGGAAUAUGCCUGAGCCACAUCCUAGUCUGGGAUAACAAAACUGGGAACUCAAGGAUACACAAGGCCAAAAUAUCUGUCGGACCGUAUCCUGUUUUUCAUAUAUUACUGAACAUUAUUCAAGGUCAACACUGAUAAAAAAAAAUCGACGGUUGAGUUAAGGACAAGUCGUGUUUAAUGUCCAUGUCCAUUAUGGCCGAUGUUCAAUUCCUUAUACUGUAGCACACUAGUGAAGCUGCACCAUUGGUGAGCAAUAUUUGUAUUAAACUCGGCCAUUGUGUGAUGGGAACUUUUUGCAGGUCUGCGCUGCGUACGUCCAAGUGUUCACUUUGUGUACCUUAAACAUUCGCCUUCCCUUACGCCUCUGUCUAGACUGCCGGCUUCCUCCAGACAUAUGAUUAUACGUUGUAUGAGUGGCAUUGUACAUGGACCCCUUGGCUUGAUUUCUUUGGCUUUGUUUCUCUCCAUAACCUCACUCCCAGAAAUGCUUUUUAAAAAUGUCGUUGAUUCUAUCUUAAGAAAAUGUAUUUAUUUUCACUGAUAAUAAAAUAUUUAUUUAAUGAAG
This is a messenger RNA of Hemibagrus wyckioides, 3349 nucleotides long. RefSeq names its product Cbp/p300-interacting transactivator, with Glu/Asp-rich carboxy-terminal domain, 4a (gene cited4a). Gene Ontology annotation, cellular component: nucleus. Gene Ontology annotation, biological process: regulation of DNA-templated transcription. The record is from RefSeq and is a predicted model, not a curated record. NCBI's taxonomy places the organism in Eukaryota, Metazoa, Chordata, Actinopteri, Siluriformes, Bagridae. The transcript is spliced from 2 exons. The coding region runs from base 175 to 879 and encodes 234 amino acids.